AUUGGAUACAGCCAGCAGUGUUUUCAGGUUGUGCCAACGCCCUCUGGCUGCGUAAAGGAGAGUUGCAGCCUCAGAGGUGGGGGGGUUUUCAGUCCACAGCUUUUCCUCCCCUGAAGCUCGCCUUUCAUGUCACUAGUGCUACUUGUAUGUGCAGACGCAGCCAAUCUCUUUCCCUCAUGACGCCACACCGAGGCUGGGCUCAGAGGGCUUGGAUCAUAAUAUUUAACACACCCCACCCUGGAUGAACACUUGGAAGGAAGACAAGGCAGUGUUAAGGGGGACAAAUGACAACUAGGAUCCCUACACCUGCCACAGUCUCUGAUUUGACUUCAGCGAGGGGUUUUUUUCCUUUUCUCGUGAACAGCAGCAGCAGCAGCAGCAGCUCCGGUUGGAGAAGCGGGACCGCAUCCAAGCAUCUCAGCGGAUCACCUGUUAUUUCUAUGGAUGUUGUUGUUUUUUUCCCCCCCACACUUUCUUUAUUUGAAAUUUUGAAUUCAUCCUAAAUUUCAAAGGAGGCUAGAGGUGUUUUUUGUGGACUAUAUCAAUCUCCCCUGCUACUUUUUCCUCCUUCAGAAGACAGUUAUGACACAUUUGACAUCUCACUCCACAAGGAAACCGAUUUGAGGAAGAAUUUCGGUUCUUUUAACUGGACUCCCCCACCCCUUCCCUUCCCUUCUCCUCCUCCUCUUCUUCUCCCUCCUGUUACCUCUUAACGAUUCAUUUAGUGGUCCGUCCUCCUGACACUGUAUCCUAUUCAACAAGGCAAUGAAUUAGGAGCACUUCUUGAGCCGCUGCCAGUGAAGUAUCCAGUGUGCACAAUGUGUCGGAGCGUCCACCUGUCUCGGACUGAAGAUUUGGGACUAUUGUAAAAAAAAAAAAAAAAUAAGACUAUAAUAAUAAUAAUAAUAAUAAAGUGAGCACAUGAUGGAGUUGUUAACAUAGGCAUUAUGUGUGCAGUGAUCACAGUAAAUCAAACCGCUGCUUUGUCAUCGUAUAACACUGUUGGACAUCCAUGUCGGUGCUGUGAGGUGCGCUGCGCUUGAAGCUUACUCUGUCAAGAAAAAAAAAAAAAGAUAAAGAUGAUUUUGUUUCGUAAAUUCAGAGUGUUGAUACUUAUGGUGUUUUUGGUAGCGUGCACCAUGCACAUCAUGAUAGACUUGUUACCGAAACUAGAGAAGCGAGCGGCGGGAGCGGACAGCGGAGACGGCGGCUGUCAGUGCGCACACCACCCGGGCGCAGAGUCGCAGGGCUGGGGAAAGCAGCGAGCCAGGUCGGCGGCUGAAGCCGGCUGGCCUAACAAGCACACGCUGAGAAUCCUGCAGGAUUUCAGCAACGAGCCGAGCUCCAACCUUACGUCUCACUCCCUGGAAAAGAUCACCGCAGCCGCGGACAGAGCCGAGUCCUUCAGGCGGAUGAGACCGUCCGCUGGGAAGGCGGAGGAGCACAAGCCGCUCAUCGGAGACGCGAGCGGGGGUCGGACGGUCCCUGCCCACGGUGUCUCCAGGCUGGCUGCUCUGUUUGAGCAUCCUUUAUACAAGGUUGACCUUCCUCCUCUCACGGACGAUGACACCUUGUUUAACGUCAACAAUGACAUCAGGUUUUAUCCCAGAGCAGCAGGGAACCAGGGAUGGCACAACGAGGAGGGGAACGAAGAGGAGGAUGAGUUCUCUCCAACAGGAGAAGUGACGGCAGAGUCUUACCCCAACUGGUUACGUUUUCAUAUCGGCAUCAACCGCUACGAGCUGUACUCCAGACACAGUCCUGUGCUGGACGCCCUGCUGAAGGACCUGGUCACACAGAGGGUCACCAGCGUGGCCAUGAAAUCAGGAGGCACCCAGCUGAAGUUGAUCAUGACUUUCCAGAACUACGGACAGGCGCUGUUCAAGCCCAUGAAGCAGACCCGGGAGCAGGAAACACCUCCAGACUUCUUCUACUUCUCUGACUUUGAGAGGCACAACGCUGAGAUAGCUGCUUUUCACCUGGAUAGGAUCCUUGACUUCCGGAGAGUGCCCCCGGUUGCAGGACGACUCGUCAACAUGACGAGGGAGAUCAGAGAUGUGACUCGUGACAAGAAGUUGUGGAGGACCUUCUUCAUCUCACCAGCCAAUAACGUCUGUUUCUACGGCGAGUGCUCGUACUACUGCUCUACUGAGCACGCUCUGUGCGGUAAACCGGAUCAGAUUGAAGGUUCACUAGCAGCCUUCCUGCCAGACCUGAACCUCGCCAAACGCAAGACCUGGAGAAACCCCUGGAGACGUUCCUAUCAUAAACGCAAGAAAGCAGAGUGGGAGGUGGACCCAGAUUACUGUGAUGAGGUUAAGCAGACUCCUCCAUAUGACCGAGGCACUCGACUGCUGGACAUCAUGGAUAUGACCAUUUUUGACUUCUUAAUGGGUAACAUGGAUCGACAUCAUUACGAAACUUUUGAGAAGUUUGGAAAUGACACCUUCAUUAUUCACCUAGACAACGGGAGAGGAUUUGGAAAACACUCCCAUGAUGAGCUGUCCAUCCUGGUGCCACUCAGCCAGUGCUGCAGGGUGAGGAAGUCCACCUACCUCCGUCUCCAGCUGCUGGCCAAAGAGGACUACCAGCUGAGCUCCCUGAUGGAGGAGUCUCUACUCCGUGAUCGACUGUCCCCCAUCCUCAUCCAGCGUCACCUCCAGGCCAUGGACCGCAGGCUCCGGCUGGUGCUGCAGGUCCUUGCAGGGUGCAUAGAGAAAGAGGGCUACGUUAAUGUCGUGGAGGAGGAUCUGAAUGGGGACACAGCAACCCACAGGAGCCCAGGCCACAGGUAGUGAGGACGAGGCUCAAGGGUGAAAGAAAAACCACCAGUGACACAUGAAAAAUGGACCACAUCUGUGGUUGUUGGACCAAUGGGACUGCACCAAAAAAGUCCCACUUUUCUGAUAUCAAGCUGAAUUCAGUGAAUUCCAAGACUUGCCAUCAUUGCCUCAAUGGAACCUGCUUCUGCGUGUGUUUGUAUAGACAAAGCUGACCACAGACACCACGAAAGACUGUGCUCACACAGAGGCUUUGUAUUCGUUAGAUACAGAUGUAUUUUGGUUUUAUCAGACGUUGUACGAGACAUAAAGGAACUACUGCUGUGUUCUGACUUUGUCCUGUUUGUUUUGAAUAUGGAGGGAUUGUUUUAUGUGUUUUAUUGUAUUAGUACAUAACCAAAUGAGAACUUACACUAACUGGGCACCAUAUGGUCAGACAAUAAGCUUUAUCAGUUAUCACAAUGUAUGGAAAAGUGUUUUCUUCAUCAACAACCAACAACAAGAGUUUCCAAAUAGUGUGUUCUCGUUAUCUAUCUUUAUAAGCUUUUUGUCUCGGCACAGACUUUGAACAGAACGACUGAAAAUGUUAUUACACACUUCUGAACAGUUAGAUCCGAGUGUAAGUAUAUUUGAAGCUGUGGUUCAAACAGUACCUUCACUUUGCCUUAUUCUGAUUUUGUAUCUUUCUUUUAUUUUUACUUUCUCGUCUCCCCUGCAAGUCUACAGUGCGAUAGAGUGCAACACUUAAACAGUAUGUUCCAAACCAAAAAUACUCUAAAUGCAAAGACAGGUGUGUUCGUUAGUGUUCAUUAAAUGGUAUUUCAGCUCAUUCAUGCACUACUAUUAUUACCCGCAGACAUAGCUGAAACAUUUAGAGCUGUCUGCUUUAACAUCAUUUUACAGUUUAUGCAAUGCAAAAUGUUCCAUUUUGUAUGUUGAUUAAUUUUUAUGAGAUUUCAUGUCUAAAUGACUAUUUAUUACUGCAUCACAAAGAAUGAGAGUUGAUUAAAUAAAAUUCUAGAUUUUGCUUCAUGUUGCUUUAUAUGUUGGGAAAUAUUUAGCUACCUUUAGUAUUUGGUUACUAUUUAAAUUCCUUUAGGUACUAUUUCUAUGUUCUGAUGAUAUAAAACGACAAAGCUAUUUGAUUUUGGACAUUUAAGUUGUUGAAGUGGUGCCAUGCAAUUUUCAGAGUCCUGUGCACUGACUGACCCGGUACCUGUGCAAUGACAGAAAUGCAGUACUUGAAUGUUUUUGGGUUGGCAGGAUUGGACAGGAUUCAUAGAGCUACAAACAGUGUAAAGCCUGAGUGGCUGGACUCAAGUCUGAGAAGUGCUAUGGAGUGAUAAAGAGGUUUAAAACGCCUCAUCCCACUACAGGAAUAACCUCGGGCACUGAUUUUUGAUUUUCAUAUUUUCCGUGUAAAUACCUAUAAAUACUUUUAAGACCUAACAAGCUUCACCGCACAGUGAUUUGCUUCUGUUUUCUGCUAUUGCAUUGUUACUGUGAAGAUCUGUUUACUAAAUGAUUAAAGUGUGCAAUAAAAACAAAA
Larimichthys crocea (large yellow croaker) is the source of this 4329-nucleotide messenger RNA. It is a transcript of the gene fam20ca, whose product is annotated as FAM20C golgi associated secretory pathway kinase a. Gene Ontology annotation, biological process: protein phosphorylation; enamel mineralization. NCBI's taxonomy places the organism in Eukaryota, Metazoa, Chordata, Actinopteri, Sciaenidae. The record is from RefSeq and is a predicted model, not a curated record. Gene Ontology annotation, cellular component: Golgi apparatus. The transcript is spliced from 10 exons. Gene Ontology annotation, molecular function: protein serine/threonine kinase activity. The coding region runs from base 1080 to 2795 and encodes 571 amino acids.